AACAUCGUCUCUGUCUUUGGUCUCGACAACUUCUGCGCGAUUGUCCCCAAGGAUCCUCACACCGAUAUUGGCGUUGCCGAAGGCUCAGGCACCAAGACUUACUGCACUGACAAGGCUCGCUACGACAAGGUCAACCAAGGUCGCCUUCCUAUCGAUUUCAUUCAGCCUGGUCAGGCAAAGUUUGCCGUUUGGGGAAUCCCUGGAAAGAACCAAACUCGUCAGAUCACUGGUUGCAUCAAUGCAUCCCAUCUCAGUCGCCUUAACCCUAGGGACCAAGGUGGCCAGUUUGACAAGCGUGGUUUCUACGUUCAGCAAAUAGAGCCUGCUAACAAUCGCUUCUGCCUCCGUUGCUGUGAGGUAUGUAUUUGCGUGUUCUCUCGUUGCCUCUCUCUCUCUUGUUCUGCUUUUUUACCCUUUACUACACACACACACACACACACACACCCGGCUCCUCUUCGGAUCAGCGAACCAGUUAUAAAAUAUGGCUUCACCAUUCCAUCAUUUCCUGAGUUCUUUGAGAGCCCCUGACUGUUUCGUUGGCAUUGAUGGAUUGAUUUGACUGACUGACUGAAAAUACUCUUCGUAGAAUAACGCCGACUGUGACCACACGAAGGACACGAAAGGCUGUGAAGUCGCGAUUCCUGGCUAUUACGGUCCUAACUGCAUCUGAGGGUUCGACCGUCGUUCUCUUCACCGUGCCCAUACCUUUGGGGCUU
This is a messenger RNA of Cantharellus anzutake, 716 nucleotides long. RefSeq lists its product as uncharacterized. The record is from RefSeq and is a predicted model, not a curated record. NCBI's taxonomy places the organism in Eukaryota, Fungi, Basidiomycota, Agaricomycetes, Cantharellales, Hydnaceae. The transcript is spliced from 4 exons. The annotation marks the transcript as partial.